Messenger RNA from Dama dama (fallow deer), 3184 nucleotides. RefSeq names its product chemokine-like factor. The coding region runs from base 2768 to 3121 and encodes 117 amino acids. Gene Ontology annotation, cellular component: membrane. The record is from RefSeq and is a predicted model, not a curated record. Lineage: Eukaryota; Metazoa; Chordata; Mammalia; Artiodactyla; Cervidae. The transcript has 3 exons.
CUGAUAACAGUUCAAAUAAGAUGAGGACUGAGAAUUGAACACUGGAAUCAUCCUGUAGAUAAAUUGUCAACAGCUCUUUGCUAAAGUAGACAGGAGCUGAGUCAUGGAAGAUUUGAACACCAUGGUGAAGGGAGGCUCUAUUCUGAAAACCAUGGGGAACCCCUGAAAGGUUUUAAACAGGUGGAGAGUUGCACAGAUCUUCAUUUUAGAAAUUUCACUAUAGUAUCUUUGUCAUGUUAGUUCAAGGAAGAGAUACUGAAGAGCAGUAACUGGAGUGACUAAGUGGAUUCCCAAAAUGUUUAGGCAUUAAGUCAGCAGGACCUAAUGAUUGGUCUGUUGUGGGCAGUAAGUUGGAGCAGUGAUCUUAGGUUUCCAGGGCAGGUGAAAAGAGAGACGGUCGUAUCACCAAUUAAGAUAGUGAAUGCAGGAGCAAGGGACAAGAUGACAUCAGUUUUGCCCACGGUGAAUUGAAGAUUCCUGUAGGUUAUUCAGAUGUUCUAAAUGGCUGUUUAUGUGUGAGAUGUUAAAGAUACACCUGGGGUAGAGACUCAGAUUUGUUGAGUGGGUUGUGGAUAGAAUCUAAGCAAAUGUCAGUAUUUUAAAGUGAUGUGUAAAAGGAAAGCCCACUAAGGGAGAAUGGUUUCAGAGGAAUAAGAACUCAAAGAGGUGACAUGGGAGUCAAGAAGUAGAAAAGUAGGAAAAAGCCAAUAGCAAGUAAGUCAUGGGGGUCCAGUAGCAUAAGGAUUGAAAAAUGUUUGUUAAAUUUAGUAAUUCUGAAAUCAUUGAUGAUCUUGGCAAAAGCAGUCCACAUAGAGAGAUGAAGAAAUGUUUGAGAUAUUAAUGAAAUAUUGAAAUAUUAACUGAAAAUGAAUGCCAGGAGACAGGAAAAUUAUAAGAGCUGUUAAGUAUGGAUUGGGGGAGAAUCCAGGGUGACUGAAAUCAUGGGAAAUGUGCCCAAUUCCAAGGUUACAGAUGAUGGGGACUGAAAAAGUGACCCUUGAUUUCAUAACCCAUGAACUCAAGACCUUAUUUGGUUCAGUAGAGUAAAUGAAGUGAUUUGAGAUAUGUUGCUGAUAGUAAUUAUAUUAAUUAUAAAGAACAAGUUAUUUAGUUGUUAUUUUUAGUUGUAUAUUUACUGUAAAAGAAACUGACCAAUUUAGAAGUUUCAAAGUAAGCUACUUUUACACUAAUAAAGUAACUGAUAGACUUAUGAAUAAGUAGCCUAUAUAGAUCCAAGGUUAAAAAGAGAAUGUGGAUGCUAACAGACUGAUCAUAAAAGUCUAAUCAGCAAAGACUCCUGCCAAAAUCAUUUUCCAAGUCCACAGAGACUUUGAAUAAAGCUGUAUCUCCUGUAAGAACACCACAACAUCAACAGACUCUCAGGGACCUACCAGCUUAUUUUUUCCUUUAAGUCACUUAUCAGUUCUCUUUUCUACAUCUUCAUUUGGAAACAAGGAAAUUAGAUUAGAUUAAUUAUCUUGGGUUUUUUUCACUUAAAUUUUUGUUCAUUCUGAUUGCAUUAUGUUUACGUAAGAGAAAAUGCGUUAAAAAGUGAUGUACCAGAAUUGGGUUUUUUUUUUUUCUUUUUCCUUUUCUUCUCCACAGGGUUCUUCAGAGAAUUGUUUUUCUCUGACACUUUGUUUUAAACUUUCCUUCCCAGUAUUUUUCUUUUUAAAAAAUUAAUUUUUAUUUAUUUUUGACUGUGCUGGGUCUUCAUUGCCACAUGGGCUUUUCUCUAGUUUCAGCAAGCAGGGGCUACUCUCUAGUUGCACUGCACAAGCUUCUCAUUGUGGCAGCUUCUCUCGUUGCAGAGCACAGGCUCUAGAGCUCGUGGGCUUCAGAAGUUAUAGCACGUGGGCUCAGCAGUUGUGGCUCCUGGGCUCUAGGGCACAGGCUCAAUAAUUGUGGUGCUCAGGCUUAGCUGCUCCAUAGCAUGUGGAUCCUCUCAGACCAGGGAUCGAGUCUGUGUCUUCUGCAUUGGUAGAUGGAUUCUUCACCACUUAGCCACCAGAGAAGCACCCCCAAUGUUUUUCACGGCAACACUCUAAGUUUAAAUUUGACAGUAGAUUCCAGAUUUUUGUUACAUGUUAAGGAGUGAUGAGGAAGAUAAGGAAUUAUAACAGCCAGUACACAGGCUCUUUUUGAGAAGCAUUAUAGGGAGAAAUAGAAAAUGGGAAUUUCUGUGGGGAGCAGAUGAAAGGAAGGGGUGUGUAUGUUUUAAGAGAAGAUAACUUAGAGACUUCCCUGGUAGUCCAGUGGCUAAGGCUCCAUGCUCCUAAUGCAGGGGACCCAAGUUCAAUCCCUGGUCAGGGAACUAGAUCCCACAUGCAGCAAGUAAGACUCAGCACAACCAAAUAAAUAAAUAAAUAUUAUUUAAAAAGAGAGAGGCAAGAUAACUUAGAUAUGUUGAUAAGAUGAUGAGGAAAGGAGCUAGUGGAGGAGGAGAGAUUGAAGGUAUGAGAGGGAAAGGGAGCUAUUUAGUGGGAAAAGAUCAAGGGAAUGGAUGUGGGAAGUGAUGGUAUUAGGUAUACAAGUGAGGAAAUUAAUUAAACAAAACAGAAAGGGAUACCUAGUUCUCUAAAAUGAAAAGAGAAGUCGACAUCCGUACAUUUUAGUCUGCCUCUUUUAGAUGUAUGUGUGUGUAUAAAGAAAAAACCCAUUUAUUUUGUCAUUUAGAAUUGAUCAUUUUUACAACUUAAACUUGUUCAAUAAUCACUGAAGAGAUCAUGUUUUUUUUUUUUUCCUCUAGGCACUAGUUGUGACAUCUAUGACCCUUUUCAUCCUAGCACAAGCGCCAGAGCCGUACAUUGUUGUCACUGGAUUUGAAGCCACUGCUACUUUAUUUUUCAUAGUUUUAUAUAUAUUCAGACUUGAUCAAUUAAUUAGCUGUUUAUUUUGGCCUUUACUUGAUAUUAUCAACUCAGUGGUAACAGCACUAUUCCUGAUAGUUGUAUCUGUGUUGGCACUGAUCCCAGAAACCACAACAUACACAGUCCUUGGAGGGGUGUUUGGACUCGCGGCCUCAGUGUUCUCUAUUGCUGAUGGGGCACUUAUUUACCGGAAGCUGCUGUUUAAUCCAAGUGGUCCUUAUCAGAAAACUGAUGCUCAUGACAAACUAUGAGUUUUGUAAAUUUAUAUCCUUUUUAGUCGAUGCUAAGUAUUAAACAUAUCUCUUUUUCUAACA